AUGGGCACAAAAGGUGUCUCCGUUCAACUUCCAUUUUUCCUUCUCUUUUCGGGUUUUUUCUUCAUUGAGACCUUUAAGCUUGGCUCCUGCAACGGUGAUCUUCAAGUGGGUUGCAAGGAGAUUGAGAAGAGAGCACUUCUCAAGUUCAAAGAAGGUCUCACAGAUCCUUCAGGCCGACUCUCUUCUUGGGUUGGAGAUGAUUGCUGUAAAUGGGGAGGAGUGAGCUGCAACAACCGAACUGGAUAUGUUAUCAAGCUUAAACUCCGUAACCCAUUUCCAAACAGCUAUGAUAUUGAUCAAACAACUCACGAAUUGGGAGGCGAGAUCAAUCCUUCUUUACUCAAUUUAAAGUAUUUGAACUACUUGGACCUCAGCAUGAAUAAUUUUGGAGGAAUCCGAAUUCCGGAGUUCCUCGGGUCCCUGACAAAACUUAGGUAUCUCAAUCUUUCAAGUGCAUCCUUCGGUGGCACGAUCCCUCCAAAUCUCGGAAAUCUUUCGACUUUGCGUUAUCUUGAUCUCGAGUCUUCUGUUGACGGAUUGAAGGUGAAUAACUUGCAAUGGUUGUCGAAUUUUAAGUCCUUGAAGUACCUUAAUUUGGCAAGUGUAGACCUUAGCAAGGUUGCAUCUUCUUGGCUUUCAACUAUGAAUAUGUUUCCUUCUCUUGUGGAGUUGCAUUUGCCCCAGUGUCAGCUAUCCAACCUUCCUAUCUCUCUUCCACUUGUUAAUCUUACAUCCCUUUUGGUCCUUGACCUCUCCAACAACGGUUUCGACUCCACAAUACCUUACUGGCUGUUCAAUCUCACUAGCCUUGCAUAUCUUAAUCUCAAUUCCAACAAUAUCCAUGGUGGACUUCCUGAUGCAUUUUCCAAGUUAACUUCCCUUGAAAACCUUGAUCUAUCUGAGAAUGGCAUUGAAGGUCGGUUAUCGAGAGGAUUGCAAAAUCUCUGCAACUUGUGGAAUCUGGACCUUUCCACUAACAAGAUUACCGGUGAAAUAUCUGAAGUUAUCAAUGGAUUAUCUGGAUGCAAAAAUAACAGCUUAGAGAUGUUGGAUUUGGGAUCCAACGAAUUGACAGGCAGGGUGUUUGAGUUGAACGUCGAGCCAUAUGAUGAAGAUCAGGGGAGAGGUGAACUGCUAUACAUUCAGNUAGCUGAACUCUUUAAAGAUAGCCUACAAUCUGACUGGGAUUUUGAUGAGCAAGAUAUUCCAGGAGAUGAAAAUGAAGCAAACGGAAAGAUGGAAGGUAAGACAACUACUAAACUGGCCCUUCCUCCCAAAUCCGCCAGUGGGACACCUUACGUGUCUGGAGCUAACUCUGUUUGUAGUGGUGAAAGAACUCCUAGUGGAAAUUUCAAACCUGAGGAGAAAUCAGUAAGGUCCGCCCAGUGUUGCCUUCCAAGGCUACGUUCAAACCGUAGCUUUAGUGACAGAAAGAAGAUGAGUCCUCUCCGUGUUAUGGGGUGA
This is a messenger RNA of Ilex paraguariensis (yerba mate), 1464 nucleotides long. The record is from the annotation of a GenBank genome assembly. Lineage: Eukaryota; Viridiplantae; Streptophyta; Magnoliopsida; Aquifoliales; Aquifoliaceae.